Molecule: messenger RNA, 1134 nt
Organism: Cottoperca gobio
Lineage: Eukaryota; Metazoa; Chordata; Actinopteri; Perciformes; Bovichtidae
Product: calcitonin-1-like
Exons: 4
Coding region: 55-450 (131 amino acids)
Biological process (GO): adenylate cyclase-activating G protein-coupled receptor signaling pathway; regulation of cytosolic calcium ion concentration
Cellular component (GO): extracellular region
Molecular function (GO): hormone activity; calcitonin receptor binding
Source: RefSeq, a predicted model, not a curated record
CUAAUAUUGAAUUCUUCAUUACCAGAAGAUCUACAGAUUUUUCCUACAGGAAUCAUGACAAUGACGAAACUCUGGACUCUUCUUCUUGCCUAUGCGCUGAUCAUUUGUCAGAUGUACGUCUCACAGGCAGCUCCAUCCAGAACUAGUAAGGAGUCCAUGUCAGAUGGAAUCACACUAUCGAAUGAUGAUACCCAAAGGUUACUCAGAGCGAUCAAGGAGUUCUUGCAGAUAACUUCAGAUGAGCAAGACCACCAAACAGCUGAUGGAAACAGCUUGGAUAGACCCAUGUAUAAGCGCUGCACCGGCUUAAGCACUUGUGUGCUGGGCAAACUCUCCCAGGAUAUUCACAAACUACAAACGUAUCCCCGCACCGACGUGGGAGCAGGGACGCCUGGCAAGAAGCGAAGUUUAUCUGAGCAAUAUGAAAACUACGGCAACUCAUACAAUUGAAACUCUCCCUUUUUAAGCCAUGUAUUCUUCUGUCAGUCUGACUUAACGUUUGCUUGUUCAUCUAGCUCCAUCCAUUCACACAACUGCUGAUGCAUGUAGACCUAACUUCAAAGAAAUGUCUUUGCUUUAAUUUUCCACUGGCAGACAUUAGAUUUUGACAGACUUGAAAUCAUAGAAUUAGCUACACAAAUCGUGUUACUUAGGCGGUUCUCUACAAUACAAUACAAUCUAGAAACAGCUAAAACAAUCUUUCCAAUGUUAAAUAAUCUUUCUCUUCAUUGUAACUGUGUUUCCCCUUUAAUAAAUUCAUAAUUUACAUGGAAGCUCUUUUUAAUUUAUUCAAGAUUGAAUACAUUACUCAUUGAAUAAAAAAAAUGAAGUGGAAAAGGGUAAGCAUGACCGCCUAUAAUGCAUACACACAAUUAUUGGAAUAUUUUGCUCUGCGUACUUCUAUACUAUUGUGUUUGAUUUGUUGUUGAUGAUGCUAAACAAUACUGUUUAACGUGUGUCAUGCAGAUGUCAGAUGAUAAACUGUGUUCACCAUCUGUUUCAUUCUUACAAGUAAUACAACAGCACAGAAGCGGGGAUGCAACACAUCCACCUGUGUAACCCACCGCUUGGCUGACUUCCUGAGUCGGUCAGGAGGACUGGGACACAGCAACUUCGUUGCCACCAACGUAGGUG